AUGUCGUCCGUCACGCCCGUCAUUGCUCCACCGCCUACUUCCCAUGUCCUCCUCUCCUAUCCAGCCGACUAUGUCCUCCUCGUCACCAUCAAUCGUGAAAAGCAGAUGAAUAGUAUUCCCUAUGAGGGCCAUACCGAAAUGGGGCAAGUGUUUGACUGGUUCGAUCGUGAGCCCAACCUACGUGUGGCUAUCAUUACUGGUGCUGGAAAGAAGAGCUUCUGCGCUGGCCAGGAUUUGAUACAAUUGGGACAGAUUAGGAGCGGCGCGUUGAAAAAGGAUCCUGCAUUAUUGAGACAUCCAACUAGUGGCUUUGGGGGAUUGAGCAGGAGAGCAGGAAGGAAACCAGUGAUUGCUGCCGUCAAUGGUUUCGCUCUUGGUGGUGGAUUCGAGAUUGUUCUUGGCUGUGAUAUGGUAGUUGCAGCACCGGGCGCAACAUUCGGUCUACCAGAAGCACUUCGAGGCAUCUAUGCUGCCGCAGGAGGUCCACAACGACUGGUUCGUAUCGUUGGUCUUCCAGUCGCAUCUGAAAUAGCCUUGACAGGACGGCCCAUCAGUGCACAGCGCGCCAAAGAACUGAACAUCAUAAACCGGAUAGCGCCGUCGCAGGAGACUGUUGUCGACGAGGCAUUGAAGCUUGCGAAUGAAAUCGCUGCCAUUUCUCCAGACUCUGCCAUUGUCACAAGAGCUGCUUUGAAGGAGGCUUUGGAGACAGCGAGUGUGGAGCGAGCUACUCAGAUCACACUUGAGCAGUUCAGCAAUGGUCUCAAUGCAGGCGAGAAUGCCCUAGAGGGGUUACAGGCUUUUGCUGAGAAGCGUAAACCAAACUGGAAGCCAUCAAGGCUAUAG
This is a messenger RNA of Plenodomus lingam JN3, 846 nucleotides long. RefSeq lists its product as uncharacterized. The record is from RefSeq and is a predicted model, not a curated record. Gene Ontology annotation, cellular component: mitochondrion. Lineage: Eukaryota; Fungi; Ascomycota; Dothideomycetes; Pleosporales; Leptosphaeriaceae. Gene Ontology annotation, biological process: fatty acid beta-oxidation. Gene Ontology annotation, molecular function: enoyl-CoA hydratase activity.